Molecule: messenger RNA, 309 nt
Organism: Lactuca sativa (garden lettuce)
Lineage: Eukaryota; Viridiplantae; Streptophyta; Magnoliopsida; Asterales; Asteraceae
Source: RefSeq, a predicted model, not a curated record
AUGGCGCAAGAUCUUUCACAAGAAAUAGCAAAAACAAGACGCACAAGGAGAAGAACAGAUUCAAAUCCAAGAAUCCCACUUUUUGUCAUUUGGGUCAUCCUAAUCUCCACCCAAUUACCGUCGUCGUCCCCAGCUCACCACCACCACCACCACCACGAUUCAAUAUCCUCCAGCCGAAAAGCUGAGUUCUUUAGAACUGCGGCACCACAUUUCCAUGCAGCAGCACGAAGCCGAGCAGCUGGAGAAGGCAAUUUGUAUGAUGAAGAUAAACGAUUAGUUCACACAGGUCCAAACCCUCUUCACAAUUAG